Messenger RNA from Frankliniella occidentalis (western flower thrips), 480 nucleotides. RefSeq lists its product as uncharacterized. The annotation marks the transcript as partial. Lineage: Eukaryota; Metazoa; Arthropoda; Insecta; Thysanoptera; Thripidae. The transcript is spliced from 2 exons. The record is from RefSeq and is a predicted model, not a curated record.
GGGCUUGUGCCACAUGGAGUGGGUGAGGUGCGGCUGCGGCUGCGUCCAGCACGUGGCGGACACCAGGACAAGUACCACCGCAGCGCCUACAAGUACCACCGCAGCGUCUACCACAAGUACCACCACAGCGCCUACCACCAGUACCACCACAGCGCCUACCACAAGUACCACCACAAGGCCUACCACAAGUACCACCACAGCGCCUACAAGUACCACCGCAGCGCCUACCACCAGUACCACCACAGCGACUACGGCGGGCAGUUCCCCCAGCACCACCGAGGCCGUGACCAGCGCCACCGAGGUGGAGACCAACAGCACCCAAGCCGUGACCAGCGCCAGUGGGACCACAGCAACAGUGGCCUGGACGUGGCGGAAUUACAUGGCCUGCGUAGAGCAGUUGAAAAGGUUCUAGACCUGGAGCCCUUUAAGACUUUCAAAGCAUCUGAUAACCACUCUGUUAAUCCCGAGAAGACGGUGUGA